This is a messenger RNA of Hippocampus comes (tiger tail seahorse), 3136 nucleotides long. It is a transcript of the gene slc8a4a, whose product is annotated as solute carrier family 8 member 4a. The transcript is spliced from 10 exons. Gene Ontology annotation, molecular function: calcium:sodium antiporter activity. Lineage: Eukaryota; Metazoa; Chordata; Actinopteri; Syngnathiformes; Syngnathidae. Gene Ontology annotation, cellular component: postsynapse; axon; sarcolemma. The coding region runs from base 557 to 3136 and encodes 859 amino acids. The record is from RefSeq and is a predicted model, not a curated record. Gene Ontology annotation, biological process: sodium ion transmembrane transport; cell communication; calcium ion import across plasma membrane.
CACGUUGCAGUGCAGUUUUACACCACUGCAACCCACAACCACUGCGUGCGUGAGACAGUCUUAAGCUUUAUUAUUAGAAGUAUUUUUUUUUUUUUUUUGGGAAAGGCAGACUUUUGGAUACAUCUUGUGUGGGGGCAUCUUAUUUAGACCGUACAGGUGUACCCAAGGAAGUGGCUAUAGCGAGUGUGUCUUUUGCUGUUAAGACGACAACAGGUGACGGGUUCCGCUGAGCGAUGAGUGAUGAUGUAAAACAAACCGGAGUAAAAAGAGUCGUUCGCUGUGGACUCUUGAUGCGCAGUCAGAAGGUCCAGAUCGAGCCGUGUGGCGUCUCCUCCCUUGUCUCCACUGCAGUGUUACCGCUUCUCCUCCUUCUCGCUCUUCGCCUCUUGCGCCAGCGCUGCCCACCGCAAGAAGAGAACUGCAAAGUACGUUCCACUUCUGAAGCUCUCAACUUCAAAGAGGCAAGCUCACUCAGCAACUGUUGCAAGCGGCUCCUGUAAACAAAAUCCAACGCGGAACUUGAACCUGAAAGAAUAACAAACAUCGUCACGGAACCAUGUUUCUGCAAACGCGGACUUCAUCUUUCACCCCUUGCGUAUACAUCUCAGUCCUGCUGCUGCUGCUGCUGCCGGGAGUCACCCACGUGUCCCAAGGCAGUUCCAGCCAUGACAAUUCUGGCAGCCCGGCGGGCAACUGCAGCAGUGAAGAUAACUGCUCCGACGGCGUGGUGCUACCCAUGUGGAACCCCCAGAACCCUGUGGUGGGUGAUAAGGUGGCUCGAGCCAUUGUUUACUUUGCAGCUCUCAUAUACAUGUUCCUGGGCAUGUCCAUCAUCGCCGACCGCUUCAUGUCAUCGAUUGAGGUCAUCACCUCUCAGGAAAAAGAGAUCACCAUCAAGAAGCCCAACGGUGAGACGACGACGACGACCGUGCGCAUUUGGAACGAGACCGUGUCCAACUUGACUCUAAUGGCUUUAGGGUCAUCGGCGCCAGAAAUCCUUCUGUCCGUCAUUGAGGUGGUAGGCCAUAAUUUUGAAUCCGGAGCUCUGGGUCCGAGCACCAUUGUGGGCAGUGCUGCGUUCAACAUGUUCAUCAUAAUAGCCAUCUGUGUCUACGUAGUGCCAGAAAACGAGACCCGCAAGAUAAAGCACCUCAGGGUGUUUUUUGUCACUGGCGCCUGGAGUAUUUUUGCCUACAUCUGGCUAUACCUCAUCCUGUCCGUUUUCUCUCCCGGUGAGGUGGAAGUUUGGGAGGCAGUUCUCACCUUUCUCUUCUUCCCACUCUGCGUGCUACAAGCCUGGAUCGCAGACCGCCGUCUGCUCUUCUACAAGUACGUCAACAAACGCUACCGUGCCGACAAGAAUCGCGGCAUUAUCAUCGAAUCAGAAGGGGACGCCAUGUUCACCAAAAUGGACUUGGAGAUGGACGGCCAGGGAGUCAACUCGCACACUCACCCCAAAGAGGCUCUGGAUGGGAUGCUGGAGGGGGUGGAGGAAGGUGGAGGGAUGAGUGCGGAGCAGGACCAAGAGGAGGAAGCGAGAAGGGAGAUGGCUCGCACCCUAAAAGAACUGAAGCAGAGGCACCCAGAGAAGGAUAUGGAGCAGUUGAUCGAAAUGGCUAACUACCAAGUCUUAGUCCAGCAACAGAAGAGCCGAGCCUUCUACCGCAUACAAGCCACGCGGAUGAUGAUUGGCGCCGGAAACAUCCUGAAAAAGCACGCUGCCGACCAAGCUCGGAAGGUGGUGAGCUGCCACGAGGCUAGCGGACAGGAAGAGGACCCCAACACGAUCUACCUGCAGUUUGACCCUUCCCACUACCAGUGCUUUGAAAACUGCGGCUCCUUAAAACUCUCAGUCAGUCGGCACGGAGGAGAAGCCGGCUGCACCGUGAAGGUUGACUACCGCACGGAGGAUGGCACUGCCAAUGCCGGGUCAGACUAUGAGUUCGCCGAGGGCACUUUAGUCUUCAAACCUGGCGAGACCACAAAAGAGUUCACCGUUGGUGUGAUCGAUGAUGACAUUUUUGAAGAAGAUGAACACUUCUACGUGCGCCUUAGCAACCCCCGCAUAGUGCACCGAGCUGAGGUCUCCGUCCUGGAGCCGCGUUCUCUCUCUUCCAGCAACAGCAUGGCCGGCAUGUCCUCACACAUCCCGCCGAAAGCCGCCCUGGGCGGCGCUCACACCGCCACGGUCACCAUCUACGACGACGACCACGCCGGCAUCUUUACGUUCGAGAGCAAGUCGACCAGGGUCAGCGAAAGUGUCGGAAACAUGCAGGUCAAGGUUCACCGGACGUCCGGCGCGAGGGGCAAGGUGGCGGUGCCUUACCACACUGUCGAGGGCACAGCCAAGGCUGGCGAGGACUACGAGGAAGUGUCCGGCAAGCUGGAGUUUCAGAACGAUGAGACCAUGAAGCUGCUGAACGUGAAGAUCAUCGACGAUGAGGAGUAUGAGAAGAACAAGACUUUUACCAUUAUUUUGGAAGAGCCCAUUCUGCUCGAAGUGGGACAGAGACACGGAGACACCAAUGACAACAAAAUGCCAGUCGGGCCGGAGGACGUGGCAAAGAUGGGCUGCCCUUGUCUGGGAGAACAUACAAGCUUGGAGGUGGUCAUUGAGGAAUCUUACGAAUUUAAGAGCACGGUGGACAAGCUGAUUAAAAAGACGAACCUGGCUCUGGUGGUGGGGAGCAGCAGCUGGAGGGAACAAUUUGUUAGCGCCGUCACUGUCAGUGCAGGUGAUGACGAUGAGGAAGAAAGCGGAGAAGAGCGCCUGCCCUCCUGCUUUGAUUACAUAAUGCAUUUCCUGACAGUUUUCUGGAAAGUGCUCUUUGCUUUCGUCCCACCCACCGAGUACUGGAACGGCUGGGCCUGCUUCUUUGUGUCCAUCUCGUUAAUUGGCAUCCUGACAGCCGUGACCGGGGAUCUGGCCUCUCAUUUCGGGUGCACCGUCGGGUUGAAGGACUCGGUCACCGCCGUGGUGUUCGUGGCCCUGGGCACGUCUGUCCCAGACACAUUUGCGAGUAAAGUGGCCGCAAUCCAGGACCAAUAUGCUGAUGACCAGCCGGCGAGCUCGGAGGCCCACGGACAGCCAAGCUCCUCACCUUCUUCCUCUUCCUCUCCCUGUGAAGUCAACUAA